GCUCCUACAUGUAGGGAUUUUCCCUGUGACGGGGAGCUUCAAGAUAAUCUGCCUGGGGAUUCCCCAGUCUGCCUCCAGAAAUAUCACUCUAGAAGCAGUAGCAGUUUCAUUCUGCUCUCACAGUCUGUCCUGCAAAGAGGCACGCUGCUGCUGCUCUGUGAUUUGAAGCAGUAAACGCCAUGUCUUUGGUAGUCUACGCUCUGUUCAUUAUCCUGUGCAAUGGCCAUGUGUACCUGUGCUUUGCAGUUCGGUGCUUGAUCCAUGGGGCUUCUGUGGUGGUCCCAGGUGUUGCUGUAAGAUGUGCUGAAGAAGCGCUGCUGCCUUGUAAAGUUCUUCGGGACUCCUCAGUCACCUACCAGACAGCAUCUUGGUAUAAAAUGGCUGGUGAUGGCGAAGGAAUAGCAUGGAAGGUCCUUGACGUGGAAUCUCAUUAUCCAAAAGAACUUGUGGGAUCCCUGGAGCUCUCCAAUGACACCUUCUUUUCACUGAGGAUCAAAAACGCGACCAGCCAGAACAGCGGGACAUAUAAGUGCACUUUGGGUGAACAGAGCGGAGAACGCAAUCUGAGUGUCACAGUCACAUUAAAAGUAACAGGUUGCCCUGGAAUAGAAGAUGAAAAAUUAAAAAAAUACAAAACCGAGCUUUUCAUGCUGACAUGCCUUGGGAUUUUUUACUUGCUGCUCAUCUUUUUUACCUGUACAUGCCUAAGAAAAGACAGUAUGUCUCCCAAUUAUCAAAAAAACAGACCAGAUAUGAAACACAUGCUCACCCUCAUCAACGUACAUGAAAUGACAACUUUCCAGGAUUUAAACAGUGACAACACUUGCAAAAAUGGGCUUACUUCAAGUUCUGUCUAAGUUGAUGUUGACAGGACCGUGGGCUCAUCAGUAAACAUGACACAAGCUGGAUGGCUGAGUGGUAUGGAGAGGAAAUAAAUGAUAAUAUAUGGCCUCUUUGGAACAGCCUGAAAGUAUAGGUAACCUGUCAGUGACCUGCUUGUGCUGGACAAGCCUUCGAAAAGCAGUGUUGUGCACUACAGUAACUUUUAGGAGUUAGGCAGCUAAAAAAUACCAUUACAGCUACACAACAGUGUUAUGAUGCUGUUAUGAAGUUGGUAUCAACUUUAUUUCACUCUGCUGUGCAACCCUCUUCUUCUGAGCAAGAACGCUCCUGUGAUACGAAGACCAGGUUAUAAGGAGGCCGUGGCAGCGCAAAGCUGGGUAACUAAGCUCUUCACUGAACUAAUAGCUCUCAUCUUUGAAAAGCAAACACAAAAAGUUCUGCAGUAUGAAAAGCUAAGUGUGCGGGGCUGUCUCUGCUCCGAACCUGGUUCUGGAUGGAGUUCCUUUACUGCAAACGGGAUGUAACUUCUCAUGCGUUGUUCAAGUAAACUGAAGAGGUAACUUCAUGCUCUUGUCCUGGGUGGAUCAAAUCAACAUUCACUUUUGAAUGUCAGAGUGACAGGCUGGAAUGUAAGAAGGGAGAGAAUAUUCUGGAAGUCUUUCUGGACCAAGAGGAACUUUCUAUCUCUGCAAGAGAAACAGGGACACGUUUCCCAAGGGCAUCUCUAGACAGGUGAAUCCACAGGAAGCUUCAAUGAGACUGUUAACCUUAAAGCAACAAAAAUAAGAAUGAAGCAGCCAGUGAUAUUAAGGACAUGUAAAGAUGACUUAUUCUGUGGUUUAUAAACAUGAAGCCAAAUGUAGGCGACAUCUAUGUCAGUCAAGUUACAUGAGUGAUAACCAAAGCAAUGGCUUGGAAGAAAUCAACCGUCCAUAGCUUUGGGAUGUACCAGGUCAGCCAUGAGAUAUAGAAAUGGGAGACGAGACGCAUGAGCACCUGCUUUUGAUGUUGACAGCGUGCAGUAUAUAUGACACAAGGACAGAGAGACUGUGGGUGUUUAUGCCACAACAUGAGAAUUUGAGCCCGAACAUGUGAAUUUGCAAGCACUUAAGAACACAAUCUUAAAAAAAAAAUAAAAAUCCUUCAAGAGUUAAACUGCGACAUUAGGAUUUUUAAUGCAGUUUGGAAUUGCAGGUGGUGACAAGGAGGCUCUUUCUAGAAUCCUUUGACUAAUUUUGAAGCGCUGAUGGAAGGAAAGCACUGCGCAUCCCUCGGUAGGGCCUCUGUUAGCAGAGUAGAUGUCUGCAUUGGUGGAGUCCGAGGGGCUUAUGACCAGAAGAAUGGUUACAAGGGAUAUGCAAUUUACUUAGAGCAUGGUAAAUUAAUGCCACAUUUGCUUUUUUAUAAUCAAUUUUUACAUAUAAAUGUGUGGAACAUACUUGAAAUAAAAGUUCAGAAGUAACCUACCAUUUGUCUUUGUGUGCCACAUAUGGCAAAUAA
Messenger RNA from Chroicocephalus ridibundus (black-headed gull), 2343 nucleotides. RefSeq names its product CD83 molecule (gene CD83). NCBI's taxonomy places the organism in Eukaryota, Metazoa, Chordata, Aves, Charadriiformes, Laridae. The record is from RefSeq and is a predicted model, not a curated record. The transcript is spliced from 5 exons. Bases 180 to 857 code for a protein of 225 amino acids.